GCAUUUUGUGCUUUAGAGCUGGUUCGCACCUCGCUAACAGCAGCACAGGGGAACGGAGCUUAAAACACUGAGGAACUGAGAAAGGAAGUGCAAGGUUUAAAGGGAUUUUAGACGCUGAAGCAGAGGAAACAAAACACUUUGGUAUCUUCCUAAAAGAACAGGCUGCAAGAAAUGAUAUUCAUCCUCUGCUUCUCUCUUCCUGAAGCUGUGGAACUGUAAUUGGAACAGAUUCCAGGUGGAAUUCACACAGUUCGAGCUUCCAACAGAUUGUAAUGGCAGAGAAAUGCUACCAAGCCUUACACAAUACCACUCCCACAUCCAACAGCCUGGUAGGAACUCAAAAGCAAGACGGUCAGGCUAAUUGCACUUUGGAUGGCAGCAGCCUCCGGGUCCUUCUAGCCAUCUCCUACUCAAUCUUCUUCCUGUUGGGCUUAGUUGGCAACCUCCUGGCUCUUUGGGUGUUCCUGCGUCUGCACUCCAAGAAGAAUUCGGUGCGAGUUUUCCUCAUCAACUUGGCGGUGGCUGACUUGCUCCUUGUGGUCUGCCUGCCCUUCCGGAUAGCCUACCAUGCCAACAAUGACUGCUGGGUCCUGAAUCCAAUAAUCUGCAAGGUGGUGGGCAAUGUCUUCUACAUGAACAUGUACAUAAGCAUUGUCCUGUUGGGUCUGAUUAGCAUCGACCGUUACCUGAAGUUGCAAAGGAUCUCCAGCAAGCAGAGGUUUCUCAGAAGUAGAGAGAGCAUACUCACAUGCUGCCUUCUCUGGGUGGUGGCUAUUGCUCUGAUAUUACCAUAUAUUGCCCUGAAUAAGCAAAACACACCAACCACUAAGUGUUUCCAUUAUAAACAGCUGCACAAUGCCAAAUGGAAGGGUUAUUUCAACUUACUCUUAGUGGUCACCUUCUGGGUGGUCUAUGGAGCCCUUGUAAUGUCUUACGGGAAGAUCGCAAUGGGGCUGUUGCGUGUCUCUCGGGAGAAGCCUGAUCUUCCAAAUGCAGUCAAGUAUGGCAGAACAGCUCGGAAAUCCUUCUUUAUUCUCUUUCUCUUCACUGUGUGCUUCGUGCCCUAUCACUUGGUGAGGAUCUUCUACAUCAUCUCCCAGAUCACAGAUGUCUCCUGCCAGUGGGUUGAGGUGGUGGACAAAACCAAUGAGAUAGCUCUGCUGCUGUCGGCCUUCAACAGCUGCCUGGAUCCAGUCAUGUACUUUGUGCUAUGUGGCUCUGUGCGCAGGACUGUGUUGCAGCUUCUGUGUAAAUGCAUUCGCCUGGCGGUUUCAGGACAUUCCAACAGCUCCUCCAAUGACACUGGGAGAACCCAACGGGAUCAGCUUACAGAAAGCGAGAUCACCACUUUGCGAAGAAAGACUCAGAUCAAACCUUUGGAUACAUGACUUUGUUACACUUACUUGCCUGGGUGUCAUGGAGAACUAUUAUUGAUAUGAUAAAUCUUCCAAUGCCUGGGCUUAAAGCAAUUCCAAACAACAAAGACUGAAUGUACUGAUGCAGUAAGCAAGAAUUAAUGCUCAAAACAAGAUAUCUAAUCAUAAGUAAUCACAAGAAAACACUAUGAAUGUUCUAAGCUGCUUAGUUUCAAACUUUGUAAACUUUUGUUUAUUGAUGUACAAAAUAUGUAAAAAUAUAAACAGAUGCUCUUUUAUUCUUUUGUUUUGGAAUGUAUCAGAAGUGCCUACUGAUGACUGGCAUUGUUAUAUUAUAGUAAAUAUGAUAAUACAUAACAAUAAAAUGAUUAAAAUGAAGAAGAAGA
This is a messenger RNA of Pygocentrus nattereri (red-bellied piranha), 1762 nucleotides long. It is a transcript of the gene gpr34b, whose product is annotated as G protein-coupled receptor 34b. Gene Ontology annotation, cellular component: membrane. NCBI's taxonomy places the organism in Eukaryota, Metazoa, Chordata, Actinopteri, Characiformes, Serrasalmidae. The record is from RefSeq and is a predicted model, not a curated record. The coding region runs from base 273 to 1388 and encodes 371 amino acids. The transcript has 2 exons. Gene Ontology annotation, biological process: G protein-coupled receptor signaling pathway. Gene Ontology annotation, molecular function: G protein-coupled purinergic nucleotide receptor activity.